Molecule: messenger RNA, 1503 nt
Organism: Fusarium proliferatum ET1
Lineage: Eukaryota; Fungi; Ascomycota; Sordariomycetes; Hypocreales; Nectriaceae
Exons: 3
Coding region: 1-1503 (500 amino acids)
Molecular function (GO): oxidoreductase activity
Source: RefSeq, a predicted model, not a curated record
AUGGCCAAAGUCGUCACCAGAAAAAACAUCCGGACCAUGCCGGCUAACGAGCGCGAUGACCUUGUCAGAGCGUUCGCAGGUAUCCAGAAGCUUGACCCUACUAACCCCAACUCCUUUUUUAUGAUUGCUGGCUAUCAUGGCGAACCUUUCCGUGGUGCUGGUUGGGGUAAUCCUCAAUGGUGGGGAGGAUACUGUAACCAUGGCAAUGUUCUCUUUCCUACCUGGCACCGUGCUUACCUCCACCGGCUUGAGAAGGCUCUCCAGUCCAUUGUUCCCGGUGUCGCUAUGGCAUAUUGGGAUGAGACGGAGGAAGAGUCUCUCAAGUACGGAAUCCCGGAAUACUUCCUGACACCCACGUACACUUGCCAGAACAAGGAAGUCAUUGAUCCCAAUCCGCUUUACUCUUACAAGUUCCAAGCAAACAUCACAGAUCAUCUGUCCCCCAUCCCUGAUGCUAAUUACUCCAAGGCCGCUGGUUAUCAGACAGUGCGCUACCCAUUCUCAGGUCUCGUUGGCACCGAGAAGGACCGGGCGAAGACUAAGGUCCAUAACGACACGCUCAAUGACUUGGGCAUAGCCAAGACGAACCAGAUGCUCAAUGGGAACAUUGUCACCUGGCUCAACGAGGUUACAUUUGACAAUGACGAGGGUACGACCAUCAAGGCCAAUGUCAGGUACAAGUACGGAGCUUGCUUGAAUGCACCCAACUAUACUGUCUUCUCCAACACCACUUCUGCCCAGCAGUGGAAUGACGAUAGAGCCGGUACAGAUGGCUAUGUUCCCAUUGUUCCUCUUGAAUCCCCGCACAACUCGAUCCAUCUGGCCGUUGGAGGUUUCCAGCUUGAGAAGAUCGAUGCGGACUUUAACCAGUACACCGGAGCCAAUGGCGAUAUGGGUGAGAAUGAUACUGCCGCCUUUGAUCCCAUCUUCUUCUUCCACCACUGCUUCGUCGAUCUUGUCUUCUAUGAGUGGCAGAGGAAGAACAACGCCCUUCAGUCAAUUGACAUCAUUCAGGGUUACCCAGGUACCAACUCUGUUGACAGCCAAGGCCCAACCCCCGGUGUCGCCGGCGGAACUUGGUUGACCCUCGACAGUGCUCUCGAUCCGUUCAAGAAGCCUGGUAGUGAGACUGACCCCAUGACGUCCCGAGAUGUUGUCAAUCCCGAGAGCCUGGGCUACAACUACCAGUACAACUACAACACACCCAACGAUUUCAACGCCGGCGAUCCCGCCCUCUUCGUUCCCAAGCACGAAGAAACCCCCAUCCUUGCUGUCAGUAACAUUAACCGCGCGGCAAUCGGCGGCUCGUUCAUGAUUACUGCAUUUGUUAAGAAUAAGAACACGGGAGCGAUGCAGCUUGCUGGUACUGAAGCAGUGCUGAGCCGUUGGCAUGUCGCUGGUUGCGCGAACUGCCAGAACCAUUUGGAAGUCAGGACUCAUAUCCCGCUUCAUGGAUGGAGCAAGGAAAAGGCCGAUAAAGCAACAGCAGAUUCCAAGCUUUAG